Acanthopagrus latus (yellowfin seabream) is the source of this 9724-nucleotide messenger RNA. RefSeq names its product spectrin, beta, non-erythrocytic 4a (gene sptbn4a). Gene Ontology annotation, biological process: actin cytoskeleton organization. The transcript has 25 exons. The record is from RefSeq and is a predicted model, not a curated record. NCBI's taxonomy places the organism in Eukaryota, Metazoa, Chordata, Actinopteri, Spariformes, Sparidae. The coding region runs from base 1169 to 5848 and encodes 1559 amino acids. Gene Ontology annotation, cellular component: cortical actin cytoskeleton; cell junction; cell projection. Gene Ontology annotation, molecular function: actin filament binding.
GUUACAAAACAAUUACUCAUUAAGUUAUUAACCCUUAGCUGGGGGGAACUGGGGUUUUAUUUUCCUUUCAGCUAUUUGUUUAUUUAUUUAUUUAUUACCUCAACGUUAUUGAGAAUGUGUUGUCCUCACAAAGUGUCUGAUGAACCGUAAUUAAAGCCAGUGGCUCAGAAAGGGGAAUUGAUUAAAUUGUGAGUCUCUGCGCACAGGAGGAAAAGAAGAAAACCUCAGUCAAAGAAAAAUACAGUAAAGCCCCAGAGGCCAAGGCAGAUCAAAUAUUUCCUCGAGAACUCCACAAUCCAUGGCGCCUGAAACAUGACCAAGGGCAAUGGCUGCGUCGUUGACAUUACCCAUCUUUUCAGCCUGGCAUCUUGACUAAUGAUGUUAGAGAGCACCUGGAGAAAUGACAUCCAUCUUGACAUUCUUGAGCUUCGCAGCCGAGGGUGUAAAGGAGGCGGAACAGUCUGAGAAAAAGGUGCAUCACUGUGCGGUUCACAUGUCAGGGAAGUGAGGUAAAUCCUCAGUCCCUUGAGGACCCAGGUGGGUAGAUCAACUGGCACCAGAGUGAGUCGAUAUCUGUUUUUGUGCCAAAGAAGGAGGAGGAAGAGACAUGCCGUCAUGUGCUGUCAGCCACACUCGUCUCUCGCUGCGGUGGGAACGAUGCAUUUCAAGAGCCGAUAGCUUAUGUUAUCCGGCCUCCUCUGCACUGCCUCUGCAUCCCAUUCACCCUGCUCCUCCCACUCCAGCUCUUCCUCCUCCUCCUGUCUACAGCAUCAUUAGACAGGACUACAGAUUGACCGGGACUGGCGAGUGGUGGAUGGUCAGGUUUGCCCCGGCUCAAAGAUUCUUCCGUGGCUAUGCUACAUCUACACCUCCGCUGAGGGCUGGAUUGUAUUCGACAUUUGGAGGUAGAAGAUAACCCACAACCUGCGAGCAAUCUUGGAUGUGUGUGUCAUUCUUUACCAGUGUUGUCAUUGGCGCAUUUCCUCUAUUUCGCUGGUUGUUUUGCCUUCUCUGAGACUGGCUAGCAGGCACUGCAGCAUCAGGACCGCAAGACCCAUGAAGCGGUAGGGCAUGAGGACCCAGGGGCGACCCAAAGGAAGGGCUUGAGUGCUUCCAUUGCUACCACUGCUGCUGAGCUGAGUGAUUGGGACAGCGGGUGGAAGAGAAGAUGCUUAUGGCCCGAGACACGGCGCGGGAUGAGGCUCAAAAGCUACACAGGAAGUGGCUGAAGCACCAGGCCUUUAUGGCGGAGCUGGCCCGCAAUAAAGAAUGGCUGGCCAAGAUAGAACAGGAGGGUCAGGAGCUGAUCCAGGAGAAGCCGGAGCUGCGUUCAGUGGUGCAGCAGAAGCUGGAGGAGAUCAGAGAGUGCUGGUCCGACCUGGAAACCACGACCAAAGCCAAGGCCCGGCAGCUCUUUGAAAACAACAAGCCAGAACCGGCUGUGAAGAGCUACUCGGACCUCGACAACCAGCUCUCCCACCUGGAGCGGCAGCCCCCCCAGCUGGAGCAGGCACACCAUCUGCCCACUUUCAAUGAGCAGCUCCAGAAAUUCCAGGCUAUGGAGUCUCAGAUAGGGGACUUUUACAAGGAUGUGGGAGACUUGGGAAGCUUGCAGGGGGUCUGCCUACCCCAGCGAGGGCUGGCGGCAGGUGACAGGGAGGGUGGCGAGCAGUCAGACGGGGUAGAGACCCGCAUUGUCCGCCUCAUUGAACCCCUGAAGGAGAGACGCCGUAUCCUGCUGGCUUCCAAAGAGAUGCACCAAGUCGCCCAAGACCUGGAGGAUGAGAUACUGUGGAUUCAAGAGAGGCUUCCCGUGGCCUCCUGUAAGGAUUAUGGGAAUAACCUCCAGAGUGUACAGCAGCAUGUUAAAAAGAACCAGACACUCCAGAGGGAGCUGACAGGACGGCGGGCUCGUGUUGAGGAGGUUCUGGACAGGGCGGGGAUUAUCGCUUCACUGAGGACCCCUGAGGUGGAGUUUGUGCGUGAAGGGGCGGGGCAUGUGCGCCAGCUGUGGGAGGUUUUGCAGCUGGAGACAGAGAGGAGGUCUGUGUUGCUGGACGCCACUCUGCAAUCUCAGCAGUACUACAGUGAGGCAGCUAAAGUGGAGUCCUGGCUGUCAGGUCAGAAGCUUCACCUGGUCAAUGAAGAAAAAGGCUCGGACGAGGCAAGCACGCUGCAGCUGCUGAAGGCCCACCUGGCUCUGGAGCAAACAGUGGAAACAUAUGCAGAGACUGUAGGCAUGCUGUCCCAGCAGUGCCAGCAUCUUCUUGAACUUGGACACCCAGAUAGUGAGCAAAUCACCAAGCAGCAGUCCCACAUAGACCGGCUGUAUGUGUCUCUGAAAGACAUGGUCGAGCACAGGAAGACCAAGCUGGAGCAGCAGUACUGGCUCUACCAGCUCAACAAGGAUGUGGAAGAGCUAGAGAAGUGGAUCACUGAGCGUGAAGGGGUGGCAAGUUCUACUGAGCUGGGCCAAGACCUGGAGGAUGUCACGGUGCUCCAGGAGAAAUUCACCAAGUUUGCCACAGAAACCAACAACAUUGGCCAGCAGCGCAUGGAGCAGGUGAACAAAAUGGUGAACGAGAUGAUAGACUGCGGCCACUCGGACGCAGCCACCAUCGCUGAGUGGAAGGACGGCCUGAACGAGUCGUGGGCCGACCUCCUGGAGCUGAUGGAGACCCGCAGACAGAUGUUGGCAGCAUCGCACCAGCUGCACAAGUUCUUCACUGACUGCAAAGAGGUCUUGGCUCAGAUCGCGGGCAAGAUGAAGCAGCUGCCAGAGGUGAGGGCGUGCCAAGCCAACAUCACCAACCCAGCCACCCUGCAGAGACUCAUGCACUCUUUUGAGCAUGCCCUUCAACUGCUAGUCGCACAGGUGAGGCAGCUGCAGGAGAACGCUGCCCAGCUGAGAACCAUCUAUGCUGGUGAGAAAGCUGAGGCCAUCAUGGUCAAAGAGCAGGAAGUGAUGGAGGCGUGGAAGGAGCUGCUGAGCUCUUGUGAGGCCAGCCGCGUCCAGGUCACCUCAGUAACCGACAAGGUGCAGUUCUUCUCAGUGGUGCGUGAAAACCUGAUGUGGAUGGAGGGCAUCAUGGGCCAGAUAGGAUGGGAUGAGCCAAGGGAUUUGAUGGCUCUGGAGGGGAUGAUGAAACAACAUCAGGAGCUGAAAGCCAAAGUAGACGGCCGCAGCAAGACAAUACAGCAGUGUGCAGAUCUCGGCAAGAUCCUGAUAGCUGCAGGCAAUCCUGCAUCUGAGGAGAUCAAAGAGAAGUUGGACAGCCUUCUGGCUAAGCAGAAGGAUCUUAUUGAAAAAUGGGACAAACACCAGGAAAAGUUACAGCGCAAACAGGAAAGGUUCCAAUUUGCCCAGGAGACGGUGAAGGCAGAAGCCUGGCUGAAGGCCAAGGAGCCGCUGAUCACCUCCAAGGAGCCAGAGGGAGGAGAGGCCCGGGCCCAAACAGACGAGGUUGAGCAGCUCAUCCUUCGCCAUGAGGCCUUCCGCAAGGCUGCUGUAACCUGGAAAGAACGCUUCAGCUCUCUCCGCCAGCUUUCCGCAGCUGAGAAGAAAAAAGAGGAGGAGAAAAAGACAACCCCACUCUCCAGCCGAAGGAUGUUCCCAUUAUCUUGUCUGACGCCCAGUGUUCCCUCAACCAGUGCUACCUCACCUUUCUUGAGGCAGACGGUGCAGGCGCAUAUAGAACACAAACCCUUACAGACCAGUCUGGAUCUAGGUGCCACCGCUGCAACCCAGAGAUUUUCCUCAACCCUAGCCAGCUACAACCCGGUUAUUAAUGGAUCAGGCUACUCUGGACUGGAGCAACAGUGCAAGUUGGUGGGCUCCUCGUACCUUGGGAUGAACCACCAGGCAGCUGGAGGUGGAAGUGACUCCGGUUUCUCUGCGCUGACCUCACAGAGUGGUGGAGCGGACACUUCUUCUUAUCUGGGUAUAAACCAUCAAACUGCUGGCAGUGCAGAGAGCUCUGGGUACUUUGGGCUGAAUACUGGGUGUGUGGGUGGGGUGCAAAACCAUCUAGCCAGUGGCAGGUUAGGAAGUUCAGGUAACCUAGCUCAGCAGCCAAGCAGUGGAGGAAUGGGAAGCCCUGGCUUUAUGCCUCAGCAGAAUAUGGGCAGUUCUGGAUAUUUGGGCCAAACACAAAACAUGGGAAGUUCUGGGUAUUUGGGACAGCAGCCUAAUUUAGGGAGUACAGGAUAUUUGGCACAACAGCCUAAUAUGGGGAGCUCUGGGUAUUUGGCACAACAGCCCAAUAUGGGGAGUUCUGGGUAUUUGGCACAACAGCCAAAUAUGGGGAGUUCUGGGUAUUUGGCACAACAGCCUAAUAUGGGGAGUUCUGGGUAUUUGGCACAACAGCCUAAUUUGGGAAGCUCUGGGUAUUUAGCACAGCAGCCUAACAUGGUGAGUUCUGCAUACCUAGCACAUAAUUAUCAGAGCAGUGGGGGAAUGGGUAGCUCAGGCUAUCUGGCACAAAACCAUUACAGCAGUGGAAGUCUGGGUAGCUCUGGUUACCUGGCGCAGAGUGGUGGCAUCAUGGACCCUAAAAUGGCAUAUGCAUGGCAGCACCUGAAGGCUGACUUCAUGCAGCCCAGGAUCAACCACAUCCACAAGGCUGUAAACCCCCUCCUAGAAGCCAGUAGAGUGCAGCGGGAACAGUUUGGGGACAUCCCAAUGGCUGAUAUGGGUCCAGAGUCAGGGCUGGAGCUCCUCCAUGGCCGCCUCCAGAGGGAUCCCCGUGGCAGUCGCUCUGAUCCUCAGAUGGACCAUCUGAGGAGAGAGAGGGAAUACAAGCUGGGUAGACAGACCUCCAGUGAACAGGAGAUCCAGGCCAGGCUCAACGAGCUGCCGCUCAUAGUGCGUCAGGAGCGCUACAGGAGGCGCCUGGAGAGGCAGUCAUCCAGUGAACAGGAGGGGAGCAGCAAGCAAAGGCUGCAGAGGCAGGACUCGAGUGACCUGGAGGGCUCUGUUAAGGAGGGCUCUGACAAACGCUCAGGGGAGAAGAGAUCCACCAUGGCAGAGAUUGUAGAACAAGUCCAGGAGAGAGAAGCAGCAAAUGCACGGGGAGAGCCUUAUCGGCCUCCUAGCAGCCUCUCAGCACCUGUGACUCGUUUUGACGGACGCCCUCGUGCCAGGGACCGCCCAAAACCCAGGAGGAGGCCCCGUCCAAAAGAGCCUGAGGAGACCCGCCGUUCUCGUUCAGCUCCAGCUACUGGUGCCCCAACGACACCUCAGCCACCUUCACACACUGCCCAUAACGAAGGCUUCCUCUACCGCAAAAAGGCUACCACCUCUGACCUUGAAGCUCAGCAGAGAAGCCCGAAUAGCAAGUCCUGGGUGAACGUAUAUUGUGUGCUGAAAGAGGGAAAGCUGACCUUCUACAAGGAUGCAAGGAACCAUACCACAACGUACAAUGAAGAGCCUCCCGUUGACCUUAGUAACUGCACAUUUGAUCCUACAAUGGGAUACAAGAAGAAGAAAAAUGUCUUCAUUCUUCAAAUGAACGAUGGAAACAACUUUGCAUUCCAUGCAAAAGAUGAGGAGGACCUGAAGGCUUGGACUUCAAAUGUCACCACCUGUCUAGCUGAGCAUGAAGACAUGGCCAAGUGGGACAAGCCGGGCACCUCGUCCAUGGACCCCGACCACUCUGAGCGGAAGGAGAAGUCGGAGGGUGACGCAGACGCCAGGUCAGAGAGGUCCGAGCUGGCCGAGGGGGAGGAGCGGUCCGAGAAGGAGAGGUCAGAGAAAGGGGAUGGCUCGGAGAAGUUAGACACAUCAGAAAUUGCAGACAAAAUGGAGGGCGGGGCAGGGGGCUCCAGCACGUCUGGAAAGAGCAAAUGAGGAGCCCCCAUGUGUUUUAACAUUACUCACUGACUAAAGGCAUAGGAUGCGGUGGGUGGGAGGGACGGAUGGAUGGAUGGAUGGAGAGCAUGUGCAGCUAGGUUUGCAGAUCCUCAGUCACAGAGCUGGAACACACUGAGGCCACGGCCCUUGGACUGACUAUUGUUACUGUGACAGACUAAUCUCUCUCAGCCCCUCCCCUUCACCCAGGCAAUACAUCAGUGCUUGCAUUGUGCCACCUGCUGGUAGAUAGGAGGUUGGCCCAGACAGACAGACAGACAGACUGACACACAGACGGACACACAGACCCACAGACGGACAGACAGACUCCCAACAAGUGGUCCCAGGAAUAAGCCACUGUCACGUCCCAUCGUUGAUCGUUUAAUCUCUUGGAUUCACAGCAUCUUUCUGUAUGUAUCUUUGACUGAUAAUGUAAUGCUCUGUCUAGCUAGACAAACCCGAGAAGUGGUGAAUGAAAUGUUUCACAAUAUUAAAAAAGAAAAAGAAAAAAACGUUUUUUGAAGCAAUAUACUUUUUUAUUUCUUCUCUUUGUUGAAGAGAGAAAAAGGGAAAAGGAAACAAGAAAUAAUUGCAAAUGUAAACUCUAUGAUUUGUCACAUCCACGUAAGCUUACUCCAUGCAGUUGUGCACCUUAGACACUUGACACAUCUGUAUACUAAUCAUAAUGACAUUUAAUCCCAUCACAUGGCUAGCUUUGAAUCAUCUAAAUAUAAUGGAAUGCUGGUGUUACCCACCUGACUUCAUUGGUGUCAAUGACUACACAUUUCUGCAGUUUCUUUUGAGUUUUUAUUAUUAUUAUUAUUAUUAUUAUUAUUAUUAUUAUUAUGGUUAUUAUUAUUUGUCCACAAUGAUCCAUGUCAAGAAAAGAGCUGUCCAUCAAAUUCUAAUCCAUUAACCCAAGGUGUGUUCAAUGCUCAAAGUGACACUUGGCCGAUGUGACACAAUGCCUUUGUAUACAUGACAAAAAUCAGAACAUUGCAUGAGAUAGUCUAUUAGUGCACCUGUUAAACUUGCCUUUAUUUUUAUGUUGUUGAAAUAAUUUGGGCAGUAUUAGAAAUGCAAUAAUUUAAUGUGAGAGGGGGCGGGGGACAGGAUUUUGCUCUCAUGGUCCACUUCUCAGAGUCCAGAGGUAAGUUUGACAAAGAAGGGUUGUCUUCUAUCCACAGUAAGCAUGAGAAGAAACAAGAAAUUUCUGAGGUGGUACACCAGAGAAGUGACUACUCCUUGAUCUGUAACGUGAAUUAAGAAGCCAAAUGGCCCCUCUGCUGUUUGUACUGUAUUACUGCAAUUUUAUUUUCCACUGAAUGUACUGAUUUCAGCUGUGAAAUGUUCAAUCACCACUGAGUCUGUGGUGCCCAAAAUUGUAAAACCCUGAAGCAGUUCACUGAGAGUUAAACCUCUCUGUACCCUGUGUCCUUCAUUUGAAGUCCAAACUGAUUAGAUUCUCUCCAUCAAAGGCAAGUUAAAUGUAAAACUGUCAUGAUUCAAGUCAUGAAUUGUAUAUACCUAUCUUUGUAUGUAUACCAAUAAAUCCUGUGCUCUAAUAAAACAAUACUCUGAACUGAAAUGGGUAAAAUUAAAACAUUUGUAUUAAUCCACAAAUAAAAACAAUCAUCACUCAAAUAUAUUAAUGUUUAUUACAUUUAAAUGAAAAUUAUGCAAAUUAGGAGUCACUAUUAAAUAUCAUAGUGUAUAUACGUACACCAGUAUCUAGUUGUAUGAAACACCUUUUACCAGGGAAGAGCAGCAGGACAUACUGUAGGUAUGCUUGUUGUAUUUUUAUAUGCCUAUAUUUAUUCAUAACAGAUUCGGGAGUUGCCCCGCAGCCCCAAUAAGAACUUGUAAUAAUAGCUGAUUGAGUAGUCAGUGUGUCUGUGAGAGGUGUGCUAAAUUUAUAUAUUACAGACAAGAAAAAUAAUCCAAUAGCCGGGGCAGAUCAGUACAUGCUGCUCUGGGUAAUCUAAUUAUUGGUGACUAAAGUGAAGUACAGUAUGCUGUGACCACAGAGAUGAUCACGCAUUAGUCCACCCAUCGUUUGUCAUGUGUGUCAGUUAUUUUUACGGAUAGAAGUACAGUUAAAGUUUCCUCAGUGUCCGUCAAAUGCAGCCAUGUUGACAAUUUUAAAAGACAGAGGAGGAAGCCCACAUGCCAUGUGACAGCCGCGGAGACUUUAUUCAAAUGUACUUACCGUGUUUUUCCAUUCGCCGUCCUGUCAGAUUGCACCUCAAAUAUGUAAAAAGAAACGACUAAUUAACAGUCUUCCUUUCUAUAAAAAACACCAAAAGUAUAUCUCAGAUGCAGCGCUGCGUGAAUUCACUGACUUGAGGAUUGUAGUGAAAGUCUGCUGCAUCUGUCUGUGUUACUGCAGCCUUCAAAUUUAGAUGAACGAGAAUAGAUAAGCUGUGUUAUGAUGUGAAUGUUUUUUUCAUUUGUCAGUCACUGUUUUUUUUUUUGUUUUGUUUUGUUUUUUUGUUUUUUUACAUAAGUGCCAUGUCAUGCAGUCUGCUGAAACAGUGGUUCAGAGGAGAAGGCUUAAAAUUGGCUAGUGGGACAUGAAGAAGGUUUCACGCGUCUGACAGUGAGCCUGUCAUUGCAAUACACAUUUUUAUCAUUGAGAUAGGAGCUCUAGUAUUUUCAUGUGGCUGUAAUUGUUCUGACUCAUUGCUCAUGGCAGAUAUUUAGCCCGCAUCACCAUGUGCGUUUUUAAGUGUUUGCUUCCGAAUCACUUUUAUGAAACACACAGGGGGAUUUUUUUUUUCCACUAUGUUAUAACAGUAACAGUCGAAAUUAAAUAGGCAGCAUAACCGUGACUGAAGAAAAAAAAAAUAUUGUGCAAACUUUGUUUCCUUCAUUGAUGGUCUUACAAGUGUGUAUGUCUUUGUUACUUUACAUUACAACUUGCUGCUAUGACAUUAAAUAAAACCUCCAAACUUGCUGAUGCAAACUUGACGUGGAUUUGAUGUGGACACAUGAUCGUCUCACACACACACACACACACACACACACACACACACACACACACACACACACACACACACACACACACACACACACACACACCUAAUGGAGACAGUUUGUUCUACUCACAACUACAAGCUGAGUGGCUCCCUCUUCUUGUGACUAACAAACUUUUACUGCAGCUCUCUCUCUCUCAGUAUCCAUGAAUCUGCAGGUGAAGACUCCAGCUGAAAAGACACAGCAUGGAUUAGUAUUGACUGUACAUCAUCAGCUCCAUGUACUUGAUGCUAAAGCCUUGGUGCUUCCAGGUCAUACAUAAGAUAUAUUAUAGGGACAUACAGUCAAGUAUGUAGGUGUGAUAUUGAUAUGUUAAACACACUCAACUGAUACAUAAAUGUCUUUUUUACGAACAUCAGAGUCUGUGUGUCCCUCACAUUAGCGCCCCCUGGAAUAAGAGCUGAACUAGCCUUCAGACUGACACGACUGCACGACCGAGUCGCUGGUGGAAACAACUGAAGGGCUGGUGUUUCCCAAACUGUGUCCAUGUCAAGGGGUUGUCGAAAUGCUUCAGAUCCGUCCCGCUUGCUUCUGUACAUACAGUAACUGGUUCAACACAAACAUUUUUAUGCUGUAUUUAUGGCUUUUCUUAUAGCAACCAAUGAAACUGCUGAAUUUCAUCCGAGCUACGUACGUGCACUUUGAAAUCAAAUGUGAGUGGACAUGUGAAUAAUUUAUGUGAGUAAAAAUAAAGGUUCAUGCGACUUUUGUUUUGCACUGAAGUACAGCCCCAUGCACAGUUUGAGACAGGAGUGGUGAUGCAGGGUCUACUCUAUGAGAAAACACAGAAGCAGACGUACAUGUAUACAGUAUUGCACAAAUUCUGCACAACUUGAUGUA